Molecule: messenger RNA, 3004 nt
Organism: Pieris brassicae (large cabbage white)
Lineage: Eukaryota; Metazoa; Arthropoda; Insecta; Lepidoptera; Pieridae
Product: elongation of very long chain fatty acids protein AAEL008004
Exons: 11
Coding region: 342-1352 (336 amino acids)
Biological process (GO): fatty acid elongation, polyunsaturated fatty acid; very long-chain fatty acid biosynthetic process; sphingolipid biosynthetic process
Cellular component (GO): endoplasmic reticulum membrane
Molecular function (GO): fatty acid elongase activity
Source: RefSeq, a predicted model, not a curated record
GUUAUCAAGGAUCUGUCGUACUAAUUUUAUUUGUAAACAGCUACUGAGGAAGUUAUGAGUACAACGUUCAUCGACUGUUAAAUUGUGUCGUGAAUAAAUUCUAGUGAGACGACGAAGCCUCGCGCGCUUUAUGCGAUAUAAUCGUCACCUAUACCCUAAGUAUAUUAGAAUAAAAGUUCAAGAAUAAAAGCAAUUCACAUAAUUUUCGCCAUAUAAGCCAUAUCCAGGCUGCCUAGAAGCAAUGGAAGGUCGUAAAUUUUUCUAAGUCUUCUUUUGUGGAUAAAUACGGCAAGCUGGAAAAGUCUACAUAGUAAUAUACAUAUUUACAAGAUACUGUCACAAUGGCUUUAGUACUACAAUACAUCAGUGAUAUGAAUAGUUAUAUGGAUAAGUAUGGAGAUCCUCGGACAAAUCCAUGGUUCCUGAUGAGCUCACCACUUCCUACGUUAAUGAUAUGCCUAAGUUAUGUUUAUCUAGUCAAGGUUUUAGGGCCAAGGUAUAUGGAAAACAGAAAGCCUUUUGAAUUAACUAAUUUGUUAAUAGUAUACAAUUUUUUACAAGUAUUGUUCAGCUCAUGGCUGUUCUAUGAGAGCAUGAUGGGAGGCUGGCUGAAACAUUACAGCCUUCGAUGCCAGCCAGUGGACUACACUGACAAUCCUAUAGCUAAUAGAAUCGGUGGCGCAGGCUGGUUCACAGGCAGGUAUAACUUUCAAUGUCAGCCGGUCGACCACUCGAAACAUCCACAAACGAUGAGGAUGGUUCAUGCAUGUUGGUGGUAUUACUUUUCAAAGUUUACAGAGUUCUUUGAUACGAUCUUCUUUGUGCUAAGAAAGAAAUUCGAUCACGUAUCAACUCUCCACGUUAUCCACCACGGUGUUAUGCCCAUGUCCGUCUGGUUCGGAGUCAAAUUCACCCCUGGAGGCCAUUCAACAUUCUUCGGACUCUUGAACACGUUCGUGCACAUCAUUAUGUACACUUACUAUAUGGUAUCGGCGAUGGGACCUCGGUGGAAGCGGUUCCUGUGGUGGAAGAAAUACUUAACGACCCUACAAAUGGCUCAAUUCGUCGGCAUCAUGGUGCACGCGUUCCAGUUGCUCUUCAUCGAUUGCGACUACCCACGUGCCUUCGUCUGGUGGAUCGGGAUGCACGCUGUUAUGUUCUUCUUCCUCUUCAAAGACUUCUACAACCAGUCUUACACCAAACCGAAGGUCCGCGCCAGGUCUCCGGUGCCGGUGACGACGUCCCUGAGCGAGGACGUGACGUACAAAAACGGCUCCGUGAAGAACGGCUUCAGCAACGGACACACCAACGGCCUAGUGCGCGCCCGCACCGUCCUCCCCGCGGGCAACUGACCCGCGAGUCCGUUCCGGCAUUCCCUCGUCUGUGAUUUGUCCGAAGGCGUUCGGCUCCGCUCGUAACCCUCCGGCGACACGAGCGGACCGAGCGUCGACCGCCGAUCGGCGACGGACGGACCGGUGAGCUCCCCUCCCCCCCGCUCCACCGCUCCACCGCUCUCGUCGUCUCGGCCCGGGCUCGGUCCGUCCGUCGCCGAGCGUCGGGACUCGUAAAUGUGAUUAUCUAGUGUAAACGGGCGAUAUCGGCGGUGUACAUUUUAUUUUUAUGAUACAAACGAUAGCUAGACGUGUGAUCGCGUAGCGUUUUCUACUUUUACAAUCGUCGCUUUUAGUAUAGUUACCUCUGAUAUUGCAAUACUCGCCCGAGAAACGUCCGACUUCACAUUUCACCAAAAACGAUUGACCCACGAGAGUAAUUAAUUUCAUAAAGAUCUGUUCGCCAAUAGCCGCGUUCCUCCUUGACCGAGUUACGCUCCCCCCUCCUCCCCCUGUUACGUUUGAGCGAGCGACGGGAUUAUGAAACGAGUCAAGUGUUGCCAACUUUGAAUAACACGCAAUUAAAAUAUAGGAACUGUCAUUUCUACGUAUUUCACUUUACUUUUGAUAAUUAUUUAUAAAUUUUAAAUGAAUAUACGUAAAAUAUUAUUUAGACGUACUUUGGCGAAUGUUCGCAUUCGAUCACAUUCUCGCGUUUGAGAAAACUGUAAUUUCAAUUUCAGAGGUAUAUUUGUUUUUUAUAAAGAUUUUUAUAGAUAGUUGUUAUUGUAAAGUCUGAACAUAUGAUAAUUUGAUCAAAAGUGAACAAAUUAUUUACUGUUUAUAAUUUUUAUAUGAAAUUGCGAUAAUGCAAUGACGUGUAUCCGAUAAUAAUGUUAAAAUGCAAUAUCCUCGAUGAAGUCGUUAUGAAUUUAUAUAAUUUUUGUAAUCUACUAGUUAAAUUUUAUGAAUUUGAGCAUACGAAGCGUUCGGAUGCAGUCUUUACUAUUACUAAAUUAGUUUAAUGCUUAUACCUACUGUACUGACCGCGAGCUUAGUUUUGCAUUCUCAAAUUCACUGGACACGGUGAAAUGCAUAACUGGAGAAUAUCGAAAACUGGACUCGUACAACGAAAGUGACUUUAACGACUGCCGCUUAGCACAUACAGACAAACAGACUUUAUAUACGCACAUUAAAUGUCAAUUCAUUUCAGACGUGGGCGAUCAUUUUCACUUUUUUCAGUUGUUGGCUAUUUAUUUAUUGACCGACUUCAUAAACCCCGAAAGUGGUUUACGAUGAUAAUUUUUAUACCAAAUACGACGACUCGGGUGCCUGCAAACUUCGGUUACCAAAUGGUACAAAAUUAUUUAGUCAAAUUAGUUAACUCUGCAGUGAGAACAUAAGUUCGCAGGCGACUCGAGGCAUUUCAAUUGGACAGGCCGACUUCAGUCAGCUCGUUUCACCUUAGAACCGUUGAAUCAAUAUUGUAUAAUGUUUGUCUUCCGUUUUGUUUUGUACUUACCAGAUGUGAGGUGCUUUGAGACGGCAUCGCUUCAUAGUUAUGCUCGCCAUUUUGUAAAUAUAUUGUUUCAUUAGUUAUAAUAAAAACAUUGGUUUAUGUAAUUCUGCAAUUUUUUACAAAAAUGCAAAUAAACUAUAAGGGAAAUGUGUUA